Molecule: messenger RNA, 777 nt
Organism: Suillus discolor
Lineage: Eukaryota; Fungi; Basidiomycota; Agaricomycetes; Boletales; Suillaceae
Exons: 2
Coding region: 1-777 (258 amino acids)
Source: RefSeq, a predicted model, not a curated record
AUGACGACCUCUACUGUAGAAGAAACUAUCCGCAUUGCACUUAAGGACUCCGACUACGGACGCAUCCUUAAGACGAUUGAGAACAACGCGUUCAGCGAGACCGCUAUUCUCACCCCCAUGUACUCCCAAGUGAUCGACGACAUCCUUGGUGAGCAAGACGCCAGACUCGGUGCAGGGACAUCCCUUGCUGUCUGCAUUAUCCGUACCACGAAGCUGCUGGAAGACGUAGCCAAUCGUGAUGACCUCGAUGAAGGCACGAAGAAACUUGCCGUGCUUCAUUUACAGAAAAGGAUUCGCGUACUCGCGCUUCACCUCCUUCCGCUCGACUUCCCAGACAUCGCGAACCAAGCUACCGGUGCGCUCGCUAAGAAGAAAGGCGGCCACCAUAGAUCGCUACCCGUACCACGCUCUGCAAGCGUUGCGGAGGAUUCGGACACACGUUUAGAAAGUGUCCAGAUUAUGUUUGUUGCAGUCUGCGACGAACUAGGACCUGACCACCUGUCGGUCCACUGCCCUCAGCUCAAUGGACGUAUCGUACUCCAAGAGUUUAGAGAUGAAGAGAAGUUUUUCGAAGCUCUCUUAGAUUGGGAGCACAACCAUAAAGCGCUCGCGGACCUCACGCUUAGACACCCAGCACCGCCUUCGCCCGAACCAGAAACUCCCCCCGUACCAGCCGUCUCCACGCCUACGACACCCCCGACGAUGGAAGCUGACAAUGAACACAGGAUACUCAAAGUCGGUGACUUUGACGCUAGUAGAGGGGUAAUGUUACAGUAA